UUUAUAUAGCAAUCCCUUUUUAUAAAAUUGACGUAUUAAACUUUGCAAUCACUAAAUUCCAUUGACAAAUUUGGCGCGUAGAUCAUGGUUAGAUUAAGAUUGAGUCACGUUCGUUGCAAUAUUCAGUUGUUAGAAUUUGUGUCUACUUGCGUGCGUGGUUGGCCUGAAAUAAAUAUUUAAAAACUUUAUAGUUAAACUUGAAAAUGGCAGACCCAAGGUUAAAACAAAUAAAGAUAAAAAUGGGUGUAGUUAAAAGAUUAUCCAAGGAGAAAGGAAUGUAUGAGAAGGAAGCUGAACAAGAGAGAAAUAAAUUAGAGAAGAUGAAAGCUGAGGGUAAAGAUGAAUAUGAUAUUAGAAAACAGGAGGAAGUGUUACAAGAAUCACUGAUGAUGGCACCAGACUGUCGAAAGAGACUGAAUAUAGCUUACACAGAGCUGAAGUCUAUACUGGAAGCAGAAGCUGAACUUUCAGAGCAAGAAGAUUAUCAAACAGCUAAAAUUGUUCUUGAAGAUGCAGAAAAAGCUCUGAAUUAGAGAGAAAUAGUUUCUUUGGGGAAAUUUAGGAAAAAGUGCAUCAUUAAACAUGUUUUCUUAUAUCAGGAGUCAAACUAAAAAUUAAGCUUGAAAUAACCAUUUUAAUUUGAAUAAAGACAAUCAUAAUCAUUAUUCUCUGGAAAUCCAAAAUACUCUUUCACAGGUGUCAUCAACUUGAUUCUUCUAGAAAUAAAGUUUUUGGGCUCUCUAGUUUGAUUCAAUUUCCAAGAUUCUAAUAACCUGCAGAAAUAAGUCAGUUUAAUGAAAUAAUUUUUGUUUGAAUAAAUUAUGUUUCAUAAAAAUUGUAGAACCUCGAAAAAUGGGCACUGCAGCAUUAAGGGCAGUUCUUUUCAGUCUCUUUCUCUUUUUCUACUAUUUGUAACCAAAAUAAAUCCUUCAAUAAAGGGCACCUCGAUAUUCCGGAUUAA
Limulus polyphemus (Atlantic horseshoe crab) is the source of this 961-nucleotide messenger RNA. RefSeq names its product tubulin-specific chaperone A-like. The transcript has 4 exons. The record is from RefSeq and is a predicted model, not a curated record. Gene Ontology annotation, molecular function: beta-tubulin binding. Gene Ontology annotation, cellular component: cytosol; microtubule cytoskeleton. Lineage: Eukaryota; Metazoa; Arthropoda; Merostomata; Xiphosura; Limulidae. The coding region runs from base 204 to 533 and encodes 109 amino acids. Gene Ontology annotation, biological process: tubulin complex assembly; post-chaperonin tubulin folding pathway.